AUGAGAGCGCCAUUUGAAUUAGAAGUUGUAACCAGCCUCCGAGACGUCAGACUCUUGGUCGAACCUACAAUUGUAAUAAGAGGUGGUACAGCCGCGCUAAUCUGCUCAAGAGAUAUGCAAGGAGCACCAUUGUACUCAGUCAAGUGGUACAGAGGCAACCACGAGUUCUAUAGAUUCACACCUAUGGAGGAACCAGAUACUCGGGUCUUUGGAUUACCUGGAAUAUACGUCGACAUGAAUCGCUCAAACGGGUCGCAAGUUCUGCUCCGUCGAAUGGACUUGGGUCUGGCUGGCAAUUUUAGCUGUGAAGUGACCGCCGAGUCGCCCUCCUUUGCAACGCAGAUCGCUACCAGGAUCAUAGAUGUGAUUGCUUUACCGACAUCGAUACCGAUUUUGAAAUCCGACAAAGACCGCUACCAGCCUGGGGAGGUCCUGCGAGCCAACUGCACGUCACCACCAGCAAGACCUUCUGCCAACGUUACGAUAUAUGUUAAUGAAGAACCGAUGCGCGCGACGGAAACUAGUCUUCGCCCGUCUGACAGCGGCCUUUUCACCACAAAAGUGAACGUAGAAAUUAAAAUUACUCCCGGGUUGUUCCCUGGGGGCAGAUUGAGAGUCGCCUGCUAUGCCAGCAUGUACAAUGUGUACAACAAGUCUGCCAAACUAGACUUUUUGACGCCCGAAACGGAUCCAAGGCCAGAGAGAAUAACUCUCAACGGCGGCGCACCCAGAACUAUCUUGAACUGGUUUCUACUAUUCCUAGUGUGUUUUCUGCCUAUGGUGAUGGCAGACGACUAUUCAUUCGAGGAGGAUAUUUCUAACUAUUACUAUAACAAUUAUGACGAAGAAACUCCAGGCUUGGUGUCAUCUUUAGUAGGAGGUUAA
This is a messenger RNA of Leptosia nina, 885 nucleotides long. NCBI's taxonomy places the organism in Eukaryota, Metazoa, Arthropoda, Insecta, Lepidoptera, Pieridae. The record is from the annotation of a GenBank genome assembly.